UGCCGGUGCCUGCCCUGUCCCGGCUGCCUGGUGGCAGUUUGGCACCGGUGGCAUCUGCUGGGUGUUGGUGCAGUGGCCUCAAAUCACCCCCAUGGGUGUCCCCACAGGUGUCCUUGAGGUGCUGGCGCUGCCGGCACCGACUCUAGCUUGGCGCUGCGGCCCCCCAUCCGUGUCCAUUCCGUCCCAGUGCCCUGGCACAGUUUUGGCGCUGCUGGUGUCCUGGGUCCCACCUGUGGUGCAAGGAGAGAAGGGGGAGCAGCAGCACCCAAGGGUGACCCCAGGGUGGUGGGGGACCCCCGCCCUGGUACUGGGGACACCCCAGGGACACUGAGACACCGGUGAUGAGUGCUGGGCCGUACUGGUGCCGGGGUCACCAGUGACAGGGCCUCAUGGGCAAGUCCCUGGUGCCGUUCCCCAUGCCAGACUGGUCACCCAGUAGCAGCUUUCCAGCUCCCCAGUCCCAGCCCAGUACACCCAUCACCACACCAGCUUUAUCAGUGGGAACACUCGCUUGGGGACAGCACUUUGGUGACACAGGGACGAUGUACGGCAACCUCGAGUCCAGCCAAGCUGGCCAGGGGCAAGUGUCGGUGCUGGGGCCCGGCAGGGAAGCCUGCAGCACCCUGUGCCCCACAGAGGAGAACCUGUACGAGCCCCUGGACCCCACCAGCACCGUGCCAGGCCAGAAGCACGUGCCCGACCCAGGUACGCCGUGGGCGAGGGCAAGAGCAUCGUCAGCAGGAAAAACCCACGCUGUGUUUAAAACCAGUGGCACCCAGCUCUGCCCAAACUGGGAGCCGGUCACCACUCACCCACCCUCCCCAGCGUCACGGUGCUGCUCCGGGAAGAAGCUGGUGCUGGUGGGUGCUGCGGUGCUGGGAGUCUCGGUGCUGAUGAACAUCCUCUUCCUCACCAUCGGUUUGCAGCGCAUUACAGCCCUGACAUCAGCGCUGGAGGCAGAGAAGGAGAAGCAGCUGUCCAACGUGGCCUCCCGCUCCUUCCUGCUGUACAACGAAGACCACCGCAAGUGCGUGGCGGCUAGUGGCCACCAGCUGAUAGCGACAGCUUGCCAGCCUGAGGCGGCUGCACAACAGUUCCAGUGGCUACAAGGGGGCCAGCUACAGGGCUGGCAGAGCCAGCGUUGCGUUACGGCGACCCGUGGGCAAAACAGAGCCUUCGUGAGGCUGGAGCCAUGCCGCGCCGACGGCCGGCUGCAGCGUUGGGAAUGCCGCGACGGCGGGCUGCUGGCACUCGCCGGUUACAACCUCUACUUCAAUUAUGGCAACAACCAGGAGCAAGUGGUGAUGCUCUACACUGGGAACCGCCAGUGGAGCCGCUGGGUGAUCCACGGGAGCCAGGACAACGUCUGUUCCCGCUCCUGCUGUCCCCCUUGCUCCAAAGGCUGGACCUACUUCAGGAACUCCUGCUAUUUCUACUCCAAGACGCCAAGUUCCUGGGAGAACGCCCAGCGGUUCUGCUCGGUCCUGGGCACGCAGCUCCUGGAGGUGGAUGGUGCUGAGGAGAAGGAUCACAUCCAGACGAUGCUGAAAAGCUCCUCCUGGCUCGGCAUCAGGGAUGAGGAGGUCGAGGGGUACCUGGAAGCGAGCGAACGGGACUAUCCUACCCCGGGAAAGCAGCUGGUGGCACAGGAACGAGCCCAACGGUGGCCACCAGGAGAACUGUGCGGCGGUGAAGGGAGGACGGCCAGUGGUAUGACUACCCCUGCACCAGCCAGCUCCCCUGGGUCCUGCGAGGGACACCCCUGAGCACGCAAGGACACCCCAAGAGAACCCCACAGCACCCCCCACCCUUCGGGGGUCUUCCCCAGCCCCCUCUCCGUUUGCCACAUCCCACCUGCAGCACUCCAGGAUGCAGCUCCGACCUCCAGCACAUCCAUUUGGGGUCCAUGGAUGGAUCUCCAGGGAAAAUUCGGGGUACGGGGCGGAGUGGGGGUUCCCUGCAGGGCAAUAAACGCAUGUGCAGAGUGA
Molecule: messenger RNA, 1988 nt
Organism: Falco peregrinus (peregrine falcon)
Lineage: Eukaryota; Metazoa; Chordata; Aves; Falconiformes; Falconidae
Exons: 8
Coding region: 390-1766 (458 amino acids)
Source: RefSeq, a predicted model, not a curated record